This is a messenger RNA of Metarhizium album ARSEF 1941, 1965 nucleotides long. RefSeq names its product signal sequence receptor alpha subunit. Gene Ontology annotation, molecular function: GTPase activity; GTP binding; signal recognition particle binding. The record is from RefSeq and is a predicted model, not a curated record. The transcript has 3 exons. Gene Ontology annotation, cellular component: endoplasmic reticulum membrane; signal recognition particle receptor complex. NCBI's taxonomy places the organism in Eukaryota, Fungi, Ascomycota, Sordariomycetes, Hypocreales, Clavicipitaceae. The coding region runs from base 1 to 1965 and encodes 654 amino acids. Gene Ontology annotation, biological process: SRP-dependent cotranslational protein targeting to membrane.
AUGUUAGACACUUUCGAAAUCAUCACCACCAACGGCGUCGUCCUUUGGUCCAGAAAAUACGCCCCCGUCAAUUCCUCCAUUGUGAACAGCUUCAUCUGCGACACAUUUAUCGAGGAAAAGAAUGGUAGCUCGGCAUUGAGGGACCCGCAAUCAGCCGCAACAAAUCCCCCGUACAAGAGCGACCAGCACACGUUGAAAUGGACCACGGUCAAGGAGCUUGGUGUCAUCUUUGUGGCUGUCUACCGAUCACUCCUACAUCUGUCUUGGGUCGACAGAUUGGUGGACAAUAUCAAGACCAUCUUCGUCAACCUGUACGGUGAACAGCUGAAGAAACCACAUACGACCAUCGUUGAAUGUACCGGGUUCGACGACUACUUUGAUCAGCAACUACAUGAGCUUGAUACGUCGACUGCAUCGGAUCCGACACCGCAACCGGUCCGCCCUGUCGACGACAGCCCGUCUGCUCCAGGUCUAACCUACCGAGGUCGCAAUGUCAAUGGUGGACAGGACGAGGGGAUUUCACACGACCCGAGCCCCGUCCUCACACCAAAUACUUCGAGACCGUCUACUCCAGGUACCGGAAAUCUGUUGACGGCCAAAGCUGGACCUGUCGCCAAGAUGUCAAGACGAGCCCGCAAAGCCAAAAACUCGACAUCCGCGCCGGCGUCAUCGGGAGACGAGGCGGCGGGUAAACAAAAGAAGGCAGGCAGGGGGCCCAAGAAGGGACGAAAAUGGGAUGCAGACGGCUUUGCCGACGAGGACGAUGCAGAUGUGCAGCUCGACUAUUCUGCCAAUCCCACGGGCGAUCUCGAAGCCGAUACUAUCGGUCGGUCAAGUGCUUUGGAUGCUGUCGACGAAUCAACAUGGGGAACCUCUACCAAAGGCAAAUUUGUCCUCAGGGACCUGGGCGACGAAGUUCACAACAUGCUUUCCUCUGCUGAAGCCGAAAAGGCCGCGGCGGAAACCAAGUCAAAAGCGAAAUCCGGUCUCCUGGGCACGGGAGUCAAUGCCCUUGGCGGCAUGUUCCGCAACGUCGUUGGAGGCAAGAUUCUGACCAAGGAGGAUCUUGAGAAGGCCAUGAAGGGGAUGGAGGAGCAUCUACUACGCAAAAAUGUAGCACGGGAAGCUGCGGUUCGUCUCUGCGAAGGUGUCGAAAAGGAGCUCAUCGGCGUCAAGACGGGCAACUUCGAAAGUAUCAACACCAAGAUCCAAACCGCCAUGGAAUCCUCCCUGACCAAAAUGCUCACGCCCACCUCGUCCCUCGACCUCCUCCGCGAAAUCGACUCCAUCACGGCGCCGCCCGCUACUUCACUCCGCCAAACCCGGCCCUAUGUCAUUUCCAUUGUCGGCGUCAACGGCGUCGGCAAAUCAACCAAUCUUUCCAAGAUUUGCUUCUUCCUCCUCCAAAACAAGUACAGGGUCCUCAUCGCAGCAGGCGACACGUUCCGGUCAGGAGCAGUCGAGCAACUCGCAGUUCACGUCCGCAAUCUGAAGGAAUUGACCGCCCGAGAAGGCGGGCAGGUCGAGUUGUAUCAAAAGGGCUACGGCAAGGACGCGGCCACGGUAGCCAGGGACGCAGUAUCUCAUGCUGCGCAGGAAGGCUUCGACGUUGUGCUCAUUGAUACGGCCGGCCGACGGCACAAUGACCAGCGGCUAAUGUCUUCCCUGGAGAAGUUCGCCAAGUUUGCCCAGCCAGACAAGAUUCUCAUGGUUGGCGAGGCCCUCGUCGGGACAGACUCUGUCGCGCAGGCGCGCAACUUCAACGCCGCGUUCGGAUCCGUCCGCACCCUCGACGGCUUCAUCAUCUCCAAGUGCGACACCGUGGGCGACAUGGUCGGAACUCUGGUCAGCCUCGUCCACGCCACCAACGUGCCUGUCCUGUUUGUCGGCGUAGGACAGCACUACUCAGACUUGAGAAACUUUAGUGUCAAGUGGGCUGUGGAGAAGUUGCUGAGUAGUAAUUAA